AGCUAGCUCCGAUCUCUAUAGGCGAAUUGAAUAUCACUUGCGCGUCAAUCGAGUGCGAUAUCGUGGUAUAGAGCGCAAUAACAAAAACUACCGAGAUGAGUAUACAAGAUACAAAAAGAUAAUACAUAGCCGUCGUAGUGGUAAUUUACAAGUACGUCCUCCAAGCAAUGAUGCAGCUGUAAUGAAUGCUCAGUUCGAAUCGAGAAGCCUUGAGGUAAGCACGAAUCAUGGAGUACACGACGCUGGCUCUGCUGGCGGUGUUAGCGUACGCGGUCUACCGAUACCUGCGCAAACGAUGCGACUACUUCGAGGAUCUGGGACUGCCCUACGUCCCGGCGCUGCCGCUUUUCGGGAACAUGGGCAACUUGGUCUUCGGUCGAAAACACAUCGUGCAUGUCAUCCAGGAUAUUUACAACUACAUGCCCGAGGCCAAGUACCUGGGAGCCUUCGAUUUUACCAGACCGGUCAUCGUCGUCAGAGACCCGGAGCUGAUCAAGGAUAUCACCAUCAAGCACUUCAACAACUUCACGGAUCACCAGGGCUUCGUGGACGUGUCCGUGGACCCCAUGUUCGGCGGCAACCUCUUCAGUAUGGCCGGGGACCAGUGGAAGGAAGCCCGAACCCUGCUCAGUCCUGCCUUCACUUCGAGCAAGAUGAAGGCCAUGUACGGGCUGAUGGUCAAGAGCGUCGAGAACUUGGUCGCGCACGUGGAAAAGCUCCACAAGGAGGACCCUAAACGCAAGUUCGCAACCAAGGACUUGAUGACAAAGUACACGAACGACGUGAUCGCGACCUGCGCCUUCGGCAUCGAGGUGAACUCCCUCGAGGACCCGACCAAUCAGUUCUACGUCUUGGGCAGGAAGGCGACAGAUUUCGAGGGACUGCUCUCCCUCAAGUUCUCCUUGAACAGAGCUUUCCCCAAGCUCAUGAAGUUGCUAAGGGUGAAAAUCGUCACCGACAAGGUGGCCAGGUUCUUCAAGGACGUAGUCAGGAGAACCGUGGAGAUGAGGGACGCCGAGAACAUCAGCAGGCCCGACAUGAUUCAGCUGAUGAUGGACGCGAGAGGCAAAACGAGCGAGAACCUCAAGCUGGACAUCACUCAGAUGACGGCCCAAGCGUUCGUCUUCUUCUUCGGCGGCUUCGACACGACCUCCACCCAGAUGUGCAUCAUCUCCCACGAGUUGAUAAUCAACCCCGACAUCCAGUCCCGUCUCCAAGCGGAGAUCGACGAGGUACUCGAGCGCACAAGGGGCAAACCCACCUACGACGACAUCAACUCGAUGCCCUAUUUGGACGCCGUCUACAACGAGUCGAUGCGCUGCCAUCCUCAGGCCAACGUCAUCGACAGAGUCUGCAUCAAAGCCUUCGAGUUGCCUCCGGCCCUUCCCGGCGCUAAGCCCUUCGUCAUCCGGCCGGGCAUGAACAUCUGGGUGCCCGUCGCGGGAAUCCACUACGACGAGCAGUUUCAUCGAGAUCCCUGGAACUUCGAUCCUGACAGAUACCUCAACAAGAAGGUCACGAUCAGCGAAGUCGAGAACGUGGGAUUCGGCAUAGGUCCUAGGAGUUGCAUCGGCAACAGGUUCGCCAUUCUCGAGACCAAGAUUCUCUUCUUUCAUUUGCUGGCCAAGUUCAGUCUCAGGCCGAACGAGAAGACUUGCAAGAACUUCGAGUACAGUAAGAAUAAUAUCAGUAUCAUGCCCAAGGGCGGCUACUGGUGCAGCUUCGAAUCGCGAGCUUGAAAACAACUUUGCUAGAAUUGUACAUACUGCGUUUCUAUCGGCGAAUGAUAAGAUUAGCUGAAGUGUUGUUGUAUUGAAACGUUGCAUUUGAAAAAAGUGAUACCGAAAAGUGAAGUAAGUAUUUUGCAACGAUAUAACAUUCUAAACCAGUA
Molecule: messenger RNA, 1891 nt
Organism: Nasonia vitripennis (jewel wasp)
Lineage: Eukaryota; Metazoa; Arthropoda; Insecta; Hymenoptera; Pteromalidae
Product: cytochrome P450 9e2
Exons: 3
Coding region: 228-1739 (503 amino acids)
Molecular function (GO): iron ion binding; monooxygenase activity; heme binding
Source: RefSeq, a predicted model, not a curated record